AUGACGUCGACGUUGAUAAGUACUAAAACGAAAACGAGAUCCGUAACUAUACUGACUGACGAUGAGAUUAAAGAUGAAUUUGGUAACAUCGAGGAAACGAAAAAGGCUGUCGAACGUGCGAUAAAUCGUGCACGUAAAACUAUGCAAAUUACCAAUAACAAUACUACUACAAGCAAUUUCAUUGGAAAAGAUCGAAAAUUUGCCCAAGCUUUGCAUCAAGAAGCUGAUCAAUUAUAUCAAAAAGGGAAUUACGAGACUGCAUUGGUAUUGUAUCAUAGAGCAGCAAACGUUUGUCCCAGGGAUGGUAGUCAUAAUGCGGCAGUUAGGCGAACGGCAACUAUGAUUAACUCAUGGCAAAAUCCAUCGAAACGUUUGCGAAAGUUCAUGUCGAAAACGAAUCAUGAUUCGGAACUGACGAUCGCACUUUGCCCCGAAGCGGCAGCCAUUAAAGCAUCUAAUGUUCUCAGACAGUCUCCAGAUUUCACUUCUGUUAACCAAGUUCUAAGUUACUUCGACGAGCAUCAAAACUUAUGGAAGGGAUCAUCGUCAACGAACACGAGUAUAUCAAGAUUACGUUUGACGCGAUCUAACGUUUUAUUAAAUCGUAUGAAAAUGAUGGCAGACACGAGUUUGAAUAAAUUAGAAACAGCUUUUCAUUCGGGUAACGUUAACUCUACCAUGAAAUACGCUAAAGAAUUGUUAACAAUUUCUAAUGGAAUCGAAGAAACUAAGAGAUACGAGAUAGAAGCUCAUCGUUAUUUGGCCUUGACACAGGUGAUGUUAGGUAGACACGACAGAGCGGUAAAUUACGUCGCUAAAAUGAUAUAUUCGGCAAAAAUGAGCAAAGAUUGUAUAUUAAUGUCGCAAGCAUUGGUAACGUUGGGCAAGGUACAUUUGAGUUUCGAUCAUUUGGAUGCGGCAGCUAAAGCAUGGGAACACUUAUCCAAAAAUUUAAAUUUAGAACCUGUUAUAAGUGCUUGGAUUAAUCAUGAAAUUGGACGUUGUUAUUUGGAAACUGGUCAAUUUAUGAAAGCGUUUAAUACAGGUACCCGUACUUUGGAAAUUGCUGAAGAUAUCGUCUCGAAUAAAUGGAUCCUUCACGGUAAACUCUUACGCGCUCAGGCAUUGGUUAAACUCGGUAGAUUUUCCGAGGCCUUGGAGGAAUUGAGGAUUUGCGCUAGGAUCAGCGAAGAGGAAGGUGACACACCGAUGCUCUCUUACAUUCAAAAUCUUAUCGUUGAUUUGACAACUCUCUUGAGGACAAUUGUAUUUUCAUCUAAAACCAAAAACGAGUUAGAAAUUGAUGAACAAGAAAUAUCUCAAAAUGAUUCGACUAUGGAAAAUGAUACUAUCUCUUUGCGUUCAUCGUCACGAAACUUAGAAGAAGAAGAAGAAGUAGUAGAUGAAGAAGAAAAAGAAGAAGAAGAAGAAGUAAAUGAACAAAUGAUCGGAAAUUCAACAUCGAGAACAUUUCGAAAGGAAAAGAACAAUCAUUCGGAUUUCGAAAAUCCAACGAAUGGUUUAGUAAGACUGACUAAUAGUAGUAGUAGUAGUAGUAGUAGUAGUACGACGUCCUUGAAGAGUCAGGUAACUAAUGCUACCUACGUUAUCGAUAAAACGACUUUGAUGCAACAUCAAGCGGAAAUGGGAAAGAUGCAGAAGAAAAAGGAGAAUAAGAAUAAUGAUAAAGAAAAUGUA
Molecule: messenger RNA, 1698 nt
Organism: Polistes canadensis
Lineage: Eukaryota; Metazoa; Arthropoda; Insecta; Hymenoptera; Vespidae
Product: tetratricopeptide repeat protein 25-like
Exons: 3
Molecular function (GO): protein binding
Source: RefSeq, a predicted model, not a curated record